This is a messenger RNA of Trachemys scripta elegans, 6403 nucleotides long. RefSeq names its product ceramide synthase 6 (gene CERS6). Gene Ontology annotation, cellular component: membrane. Gene Ontology annotation, molecular function: DNA binding; sphingosine N-acyltransferase activity. NCBI's taxonomy places the organism in Eukaryota, Metazoa, Chordata, Testudines, Emydidae. Bases 331 to 1518 code for a protein of 395 amino acids. Gene Ontology annotation, biological process: ceramide biosynthetic process. The record is from RefSeq and is a predicted model, not a curated record. The transcript is spliced from 11 exons.
CUCUCCCCCCGAGGGAGCAGCAGCAGCCUGCCUCGCCAGCACCUUGGCUGCAUCCCGCCGCUGGCUGACGCGGGCGGGAGCCAAUCAGGGCGCGAGGUCCGAACUGCCUUGUGACAGACGAGGCGGCCCUGCCAGCGCCGCGCAGCCCAGGCUGGGGAGCUGGGAGUCUGGGCGCAGAGCGCAGCUGCUGCGAGCAAAGCGAGGGAGGGCUCACAGCGGCUGCUCCGCAGCGGGACUCACACACAGACGCGCAUCCUCUUCCUGAGCAGCCCCCCCCUCUCCCCCCGGCAGCACCAGAGCGAGGGGGGCUUGGAGCGAGACAAAGCAAAGAUGGCAGGGAUCCUAGCCUGGUUCUGGAACGAGCGGUUCUGGCUGCCGCACAAUGUCACCUGGGCCGAUCUGAAGAACACGGAGGAAGCCUCCUUCCCCCAGGCUGAGGAUCUGUACCUCGCCUUCCCCCUGGCCUUCUGCAUCUUCAUGAUCCGGCUGGUCUUUGAAAGGUUUAUAGCUAAACCCUGUGCCUUAGGUCUUAAAGUCCAGGCCAAUGGACCACAGAAAGCCCAACCUAAUGCUAUUCUGGAAAAAGUUUUCACUGCAAUUACAAAGCAUCCAGAUGAGAAGAGACUGGAAGGCCUCUCCAAGCAGCUGGACUGGGAUGUACGCAGUAUUCAGCGUUGGUUUCGACAAAGACGCAACCAGGAAAAGCCCAGCACUCUUACAAAGUUCUGUGAGAGCAUGUGGAGAUUUACAUUUUACCUUUAUAUAUUUACCUAUGGAGUCCGGUUCCUGAAAAAGACUCCCUGGCUCUGGAACACAAGGCAGUGCUGGAAUGGAUACCCAUAUCAGCCGCUGAUGCCUGACCUUCAUUACUACUACAUAGUCGAGUUGUCAUUCUAUUGGUCCUUAAUGUUUUCUCAGUUCACUGACAUCAAAAGAAAGGAUUUCAGCAUCAUGUUUACGCAUCACAUUGUAACAGUCAUUUUGAUAUCCUUUUCAUAUGUAACCAAUUUGACACGAGUGGGAGCCCUGACCUUGUGUCUUCAUGAUUCAGCUGACAUUUUGCUGGAGGCUGCCAAAAUGGCAAACUAUUGCAAGUGUCAAAAACUGAGUGACCUCCUGUUCCUUAUGUUUGCCAUUGUCUUCAUCAUCAGUAGGCUUGGCAUAUAUCCUUUGUGGAUAUUAAACACAAUGCUGUUUGAAUUGUAUGAAGCUCUGGGCAAUUUUCCUGCCCUGUGGUUCUUUAACACAUUGCUCAUAGUACUUCAAGUCCUGCACUGUUUUUGGUCUUAUCUAAUCAUAAAAGCAGCUUAUAAAGCUAUCUCCAGAGGCAAGGCUGGAAAGUGGAACCCUUUGCAUGUAGCAAAGGAUGACCGAAGUGAUGUUGAAUCCAGUUCGGAUGAGGAUGAUUCAGUACCUCGUUCAAAUAAUCCACACAACACUACCACCACAAAUGGGACCAGUGGUGCCAACGGGACAAAUGGAUAUCUUACUGGUAGCACUUGUUCAGAGGACCAUUAAUCCUUGAGCUAACUCAUGAAACAUGAACAAAGUGAACUCUUUACUACUAGAAGUAAAUAAUAAGUUGUGAAUGCAGUUUCUUCAUAUAUCUCUCAGCAUCAGAAAAAAAAUUAGAAGUAUCAAAGCAUACUGAUAGUGCACUGCCAUAUUUCCUGUUGUGAACGAAGAGACACACCAUUCUGUAUAUGUAGGCAUGCUGUACAUGUAUGUAAUUGACACAAUGGGAGCAGUAUUUUUAUUUGUACUGUCUUAGAAUAUUAUUUAUUUUGAAUAUGUUUGGGGACUUACGGACAAAAGGGAAUGUCCUUACUCUUUUGCUCUUUAGAAUCACACUAGUGGAGACCGACACGCUAAGAUCUCUUUGGUCCAUUCCUGUUGCCCAGUCUUCUAUAAGUAGUAGUCUGCUUGAUUUGUCACUUACAGUAAGCUAUAACAUGGCUUUACAGAUUCUAGCUGAGCUCCAGAGAGUUUUGCUAUCUUUGUGUUUUAAAGUGCUAGUUUUGAAAUCACCUCUGAAAUCACAGUGGCCAUUUCCCCAAUGUAAAGUUUUAAAAGGAUGGAUUAAUAUUUUAAAUAGUGUCUAAUGUGGUCAAUUAGCAAUUCAGACAAAUCUGUGGUUAUUGUAGGGUAUUACUUUAGCAUUGUUUUAAACUCAAUUGGUGGUUAAUUGCAUUAGAAUAGACUUGAUUACUUGUUCAAAUACACAAGAUACCUUUAUGUCAACAGCAAUGAUAAACUCGUACUUGAAGUUUAGCUCUGCUUUGCAAGUUUUAACUCUACAGACUUCAGUUUCUUGCAUAAAUUUCAUGCUGAGAGAUGAUCCAGUGUCAGAAGAGAGAUGUUUGCUGAUGUCCACUGUUGUGAAUCCAGAAUUCAUUCCUGAAUUUGAGGAUUUGUUCCUUUGAGCUGGAAAGGAUGAGAGCAGUGGCACAAUGACAGAACAGCAGCUGAACGUUCAUUGCUUCAACGGACAGGAUUCAGUGGAGAUCUUGUUCUUAUCAUUCCAGAUUUUUUGUCAUACAGAAGUGGGGAGAUGGCGGAAUGUUCUGCACUACCAGACCCAGAGAAGUUUAUUCAUAGCAAACUUUUAGGGCGCUUCAGUAUUUUUUAUUGGACCUAGAAAUAAAGCUGGGAAUAGCUGUAAAAUAAUUUUGCUCUACUAUUCAAUCUGAGAUGUAUGAGUAGGCGCAAACUGUGCUCCCAAAGGAGUCCGUGUGAGGAGAAAUAGACUAUUCCUUUUUUGAUGUGAUCAUCAGUUUGUGGAAAAUCCUUGGAUGAAGUAUUGCAAAGAGAACCUCUUUUUAGUCUUCUGUGCUCUCAACGGCAGUGCCAGCAGUAGGAGUGUUUCUGGGGAGCAGUCUCUAUGCAUCCUGCUUUUCAACCGUGUUGUGUAUGGGUGCACGGAAGCAAUGUGCAUAUAGACCAAAGAAAUUUAGAAAGAGGUAGGAAGGAGUAAACUAGAAAAUCAUCUGUUGCAUUACCAGGGCUGAGAGCGCGAUCUUCAGCAGGAGCACUGUGAGCCAGAAAAUAGUUUUGUUUCCUCACACUAUGCAAGUAUCAAAAUGCAGAUGAUUUCUCAGGCCGUAGAGUAUUAUUAUUAGUGGCUUUAUUCCAUAUGAAUGGCACUGAAAAAAGCUACAAGACCAUUUAUUUCUUUUGAAAGAUGGAUAUUUAUCCCAUCUCUUUACCCAGUUAGUGUUUUGUGCUGGUUUUUGAAAGUCUCUGGAAUCAUCAUUAAGCACAAAGGCCCUUUGUACUAGCCAAAAAUGUGCGGACAGUAAAGGCAAGACCUCAAGAGUAAAAAUGGCCCUUCCACUUCAGGGAGGAUAAAUGCAAGAAUAAUGGCAGAGAGUAAGAGAUGGAAGGAAAGGCAAAUGCACUACUAGUCUGUAUAGAAAAUACCCUGAGAUCUGAAAUGGUACGCUGAUGUUGGGAUUAUAGAAAGAGAGAUUUUAUGGUGACACUAUAUUAAUGGGAUGUAAUGAAUUAAAAAUUAUAAUCUCUGAAAGACCAACUGCCAAGACUAUCAUUAAGAAUAAAGGCUUAAACAUUGCUGUUCAGUGGAGUAGAUGGCUGGCUCUGUUGGACUAUGUACCUUAUGCAAAGAAAGGUGUAAGAAGUAGAAUGUCUCAGAAAAGUUUGGGAAUUCUUGAAACUCCAAAGUUCUAGAAUGCUGGUAAAUUUUUCAUUUUAUCUAAGGAUGCAGUCUUGUUUUAAAAUAGCAAUAUGCAUAUGACACCAGCACCACGUCAGUAUCUGGGACCGAGAUUAAUUAGAGGUUCUACCUCCCCUCCUGUAUAGUCAUGCAAGAGUCAUCACAAUCUGGCCUUUACGUCAGGUGUAUCCCUCUCAUUUCAUUAUCAACCCUCUCCGGCUGUCCUAGACAUUCCGAGUCCUAUUAGUAGCAUGAAAUGGGACUCUAAUUAAGAUGUAUCUGCAUGAGGAAGAUGUGAUAUUGAAAGUGGGUAGUUGGAAAAAUAGGGAUGGGGAUCAGAAUGUAUCAAGAGCUUUGCUAACCAUCACGGAACCAUUGCUAAACAUUCAAUCCACAGUAUUUGAGGGAACUGGGAAAUUCAUUGAAUUUCUCCCAUCCUUAUCAGACAGGACCAAAAAGUUUUGUUGAACAUGCUUUAUGCAGUAUUGUUCUGGGUCAUUACGUCAAUUGACAGGAGUCAAAACAGUUCUGACUCAGCCUUUGCAGAAGAACAAUGUUUCACUCCAUGAAGAAAGUGGCAUACAUUCAAAAUAUUUUGAAUUUGAACCUGUGUUUAUGUUCUUGCAUUGAGAGAGAUUGUAAUGGGGAUGGAACACUUUUGAUGGCUGUUGUAUAUUUUUUGGGUAAUGAUGUAUUUCACAAAACUUGUAAAGAGAUUUGACCUGUAAAUGGUUCACACAGCUCUGUAUAAUUGCGAAGGAUUGGAAGGUUGUGUACAUCAGUACAUGUCACAGCAUCAUUAUCCAGUUCCUAUAGAAACAAAAAUUUGUAUUCCAACUAUAUAUUAGUAUUUUCAAGCUCUUCGCCUCCUAAUGAACCAUUUAUCAUUUUUCCCUCACUUCAACUUCUAUGCUCCCUUUUUGUUAAGAGACCCUGAGGUUGGAAUAGGUAAGUAGAAAAAUGAAAAAGCAACAUAUAGACUUUAUUAGCAAAUAGUAAGAAUUUGUCUUCUGUUUCUAAUUAUCCCUGACACAUAGUAAACUAAGAUUCAGUUCUUGUUGCAUUUACUCUUUUUUAGCAUUGACAUGCAAUAUACAAAAAGGAAAGCACAUGGUUUUAAUCAAAAGCUGAGAGUCCUUGAAUAUGCUAAAGAUCUCGUCAAUCAAAGAAAUAGGGGUGGAAUUUAGAUUCAUCUGAGUCUUGACCAAGGUUAUGUUGUGUCAGUUCUAAAAUACCAAAAAGUGACUCAUGCUGUUUCCUUGUUGCCAUUUUGUAGAUAUUUCUAUGGAUUAUUCAAUUUAAUGUUUCCAACAGAGGUAGACUGGGGCACAGCUUCCCUCUAUAUGCAUCCAGAUGUGCAUACUUCAACCUGGCAUCAAAUCUUUGUGAACAUUCAGCAUAGUCAUUAAUGCCAAAACCCCUUUUCAGAGAACCAGCCAUGUGCACAAAAAGCUUCACGUACUUUCAAGUGGUUCUUGUGUUAAAUCUGAGUCCAUCAGUGGUGACAGAAAGUCACUAUUUGGCUAUGAACACAACACUAUUUUAAAAAAAAAAUUGCUCUGCAACCAAAUGCCAUUGAUAAUCAACAUAAGUGUCUCUGGCUAGAUACUACGCAUAGGCUACACAGAAUUUUCUAGUUAGAAAUCCAAUGCCUGUAUUAUUCAUCUCACUUAACUGCACAUCAUUAUUCCAACCUCCUGUAAUUCUUAAUGAAAGACAGGAUGCCAUUGGUUUUCUACUGUUGAUACUUUGAUAUUUUUUUAAAAAAUCCUGUUUGCUAAAGUUCAUUCUUUGUAUAUUUCCAGUUAGCUACUACUUGUGAGAUUUGUGAGAGAGGAUCUGUUGAACACUUUGUACCCUUCAUUGUAACAUAGACCAGAAUAGGCCCAACCUCACAGUGUACUGUAAAUUACAGUUGCCUUGAAACCCCAAAGCAAAAUCAGUUUGUAUUAUUUAUCUGCUUUGAGUGCUUUUGGUUUAGAAAUGGGACCUAAUGGGAAUUUUACAAAGACAGCUUUUUUUUUUUUUUUAAACAAUGGUGGAAGUUUGGAAAAGUUGACAUACAUAUAUAGCCUUUACAUUGUAAGGGUUUCUGAUUGUAGUUGCAAUGAAAACACAGUGUUUGAGUGUGUCUGUACUGAAUUCUCCAUUUUUGAAAUAGCUUCCAGUUCUAAUAAUGGAGGAAACAGUGUAUAUAUUAUGGUGUGACAUUUUGGAACCCCAUCAAGCGUAGAGCUUUAAUGAUCAGACAUGUCAAACUGUAAACCAAAGUGAUCUGUAAUGUUCUGUAGACCUCUACUGGUCUAAAAUGAUCUAUGGAACAAAAACACACAAAUUCUGGGUCCCAUAGAGCUUUGAGCCCCUUUAGCUGGGUCCGUGAAUUAUAAGGCUUUAUUUUCAUACACAUUAGUGAUGUUAUAUGUGCUUUUUAUCUGCAGAGCCAGGGUGGGACAGAUGACACAAUUUCACCUGUGUUUUCAUGGCAGUUCUGUACUUCAGCAACUCUCUCAGAAAUACAAUGACAUGUUAGAAUUCCACUGUCCGAAGUACAGCUCUAUAUUCAGUAGUUAGAAUUCUUUUAUGCAUAGAUAUUGUGCAAAACUUUGGGAGUUACUUUGUGUUUUAUUGUUUUUUGGUUUUAUUUUUAAUAUGGAACCAAUCAAUAUUGUGAAUUAUUUUAAUUUGGAGACAAUUUCAUAAUAAACAUAAGCAUUAGGAAUGUAAUGUCAA